This is a messenger RNA of Aspergillus aculeatinus CBS 121060, 1038 nucleotides long. RefSeq names its product glycoside hydrolase. Gene Ontology annotation, biological process: carbohydrate metabolic process. Bases 110 to 898 code for a protein of 262 amino acids. NCBI's taxonomy places the organism in Eukaryota, Fungi, Ascomycota, Eurotiomycetes, Eurotiales, Aspergillaceae. Gene Ontology annotation, cellular component: extracellular region. Gene Ontology annotation, molecular function: chitinase activity. The record is from RefSeq and is a predicted model, not a curated record. The transcript is spliced from 3 exons.
CUUGCCCCAUGGGACCAUAGACAGAGCUAACCGCGAGCAGAUCCCAACAUCGACGUUCUUAUCCUGGCGUUUGUGAUGCGGGUGAACGGGGCGGGCGGGGUGCCCGAGUAUGACUUCGCCGACACCAGCAAGGCUUAUCGGCAACGACAUCACGACGUGCCAGCAGAAAGGCAAGACGGUGAUCCUCUCCAUCGGCGGGGCGACGUACAGCGAAGGCGGGUUUGCGUCGGACGCGGCGGCGCAGGCCGCCGCCGACCUGGUGUGGCAGACGUUCGGCCCGCCCCCUUUAUCAUCUGUAUCUCCAUCCAAAACGCAACCGCUCCGCCCCUUCGGCAACGCCUCGGUCGACGGCUUCGACUUCGACUUCGAGGCGACGGUCACCAAGAUGGCGCCGUUCGCCAACCGCCUGCGCGCGCUCGCCGACGCCGACCCCACCAAGCCGUACUUCCUGACCGCGGCGCCGCAGUGCCCGUACCCCGACCUGGCCGACCAGGAGAUCCUCAACGGGCCCGUCGCCAUCGACGCCGUCUGGGUGCAGUUCUACAACAACCCCUGCGGCCUGGCCGCCUUCCAGCCGGGCCAGGCCUCCCAGCCCGCCUUCAACUUCGCCCAGUGGGACACCUGGGCCCGCACCGUCUCGCAGAACAAGAACGUCAGGGUCCUCGUUGGCGCGCCCGCCAACACCGCCGCCGCCGGCUCCGGCUACGUCCCCAUCGCGCAGCUGCAGCAGGUCAUCCAGUACACGAAGUCCUUCAAGUCGUUCGGCGGCGUCAUGCUGUGGGACGUCACCCAGGCGUAUGCCAAUCCCGGGUACUUGAGUGGCAUCCGCUCCGCGUUGACGCAGACCAUGUCGAGGGUUUAUCAUAGGUUUCGGUAUCCGGUAAGUGGGUUGGUGUAGUAGUAGCAGUGGUGGUGGUGGUGGUGGUGAUUUCCCCCAUACUUGGGGAGUUUCGUAUUUUAUAUACCGUUCAUGUACAUCCUCGUGAGGGCUCUAUAUACCAGAUGACUAUUUAGCUUGGAUUUGAUGUUGAGACUAAC